AAUAAAGACAAACCUUUUUGUUCCUUGGGAAAAAAUGGAGCAUAUUGAAGCUGUUUCAGAAGGAGAAUGGCCCUCUCUCAGUGGGAUGUACAUUGCUGAGGAAGUAGAUUUCAUGUCCCAGUUGCUUGGAAAUUUUUCAAACCAAAUAUCAAGCAUGGGAAUAACUCCAGAUGCUUUUUGCUCUGGUGGUAACUAUGAAGGUUCACAUUAUUAUUCAUCAGAAACAUCUUAUUCAAAUUCACUGGAGGGUAAUUUUAGUGGUGGUAAUAGGACAUUUUACCCCACUUCAAGGAGUGAGAGUUACUACUUGAGUGAAUCUUCUCACCCCAUGUUGGUAACAAACAACAGCAAAAUCUCUAUGUCUAUUGAUUUUGGUGCUGGGGAUGUGAUCAAAACCCUAAAUUCCUCUCUCAUUGAAGGAGAUCAUGAUCAAUGCUUGAACCAAGAAAGAAGUGAUGGCAAUGCAGAAGAGAGUGGUGGAAACCCGGCUGAAGAUGGGGCCCUUGGCAAUCAGAGAUUUGAUAUGACUGCAGCAAAAGAACAAUCCCCGGAGGAAAUUAACCCCACCAAGAAUUCAUUGAAAAUAUCUCCAAGCUUAGAAAAUGUUCAAAUGAAGAAGAGGAACAUAAAGGCAAAGAAAAGCCGGCAGGUGACAACUAGCAACAAUGAAGAAGACGGUAAUGCCGCUGGGCUCAACAGACAGAGCUACAGUUGCUGCUCAGGAGAUGACCAGUCCAAUAUUGUUGCCUCACAUUCCCAUGAGAAUUCUCAGGAGCUGAGUGGAGGAGUUAGUAUUACUUCAACUUCAAGCUUGAGUCCAACAGAGGUUGCAGCUCUCAACUUGAGUGGCAAAUCAAGAGCUAGAAGGGGGUCAGCCACUGAACCCCAAAGCCUCUAUGCAAGGAAAAGAAGAGAGAAAAUAAAUGAGAGGCUGAGAGUCCUGCAGGGCCUUAUCCCCAAUGGAACAAAGGUUGAUAUUAGCACAAUGCUUGAGGAAGCUGUCCAUUAUGUGAAAUUUUUACAACUCCAAAUUAAGCUGUUAAGCUCUGAUGAUACGUGGAUGUAUGCUCCCAUCUGUUACAGUGGAAUGGACCUAGGACUUGAUCUGAAGCUCACCACACCACAGCAAUCAUAAAAAUUUUGAGAUCGGAAAAUGCUUUGGAACUCUAUACUUCUCUCAACUCUCAACUUAUGUGACAAAGUUAAGAUAACCGUUCGCAAAGAAGUUGAGUUCUACAGCAUUUUCCAUUAAAAAAAGAAUUAGUUAUGCAGAGUAGUGAAGUUCUAAAUAGCACUUGUCAAGUCCUAAUUAUUUUAUCGAAUCGUAGCAACUGAGCUGUGAGCUCCACUACCAAAACUAGAUCUCCUCCAAUGUACUCAUUUUUGGUUGAAUGGCUUGAUCAUGUUACCGUGAUAGGAUGAUUAUUCUGCAGAUGU
Pyrus x bretschneideri (Chinese white pear) is the source of this 1437-nucleotide messenger RNA. RefSeq names its product transcription factor RSL2-like. Gene Ontology annotation, molecular function: DNA-binding transcription factor activity, RNA polymerase II-specific; RNA polymerase II cis-regulatory region sequence-specific DNA binding; protein dimerization activity. Gene Ontology annotation, biological process: regulation of transcription by RNA polymerase II. NCBI's taxonomy places the organism in Eukaryota, Viridiplantae, Streptophyta, Magnoliopsida, Rosales, Rosaceae. The transcript has 5 exons. Gene Ontology annotation, cellular component: nucleus. The coding region runs from base 35 to 1135 and encodes 366 amino acids. The record is from RefSeq and is a predicted model, not a curated record.